Messenger RNA from Apus apus (common swift), 1398 nucleotides. It is a transcript of the gene PDAP1, whose product is annotated as PDGFA associated protein 1. Bases 66 to 611 code for a protein of 181 amino acids. The record is from RefSeq and is a predicted model, not a curated record. The transcript is spliced from 6 exons. Lineage: Eukaryota; Metazoa; Chordata; Aves; Apodiformes; Apodidae. Gene Ontology annotation, cellular component: cytosol. Gene Ontology annotation, molecular function: RNA binding.
CUUCCGGUUCCGGGUCGGCGCUGGGGCCGGGGGGCCGCGCUGCUGCUGCCGCCAUCGCCGCCGCGAUGCCCAAAGGAGGUAGAAAAGGAGGCCACAAAGGCCGGGCAAGACAGUACACAAGUCCUGAGGAGAUUGAUGCCCAGCUCCAAGCAGAAAAGCAGAAGGCAAGGGAAGAAGAGGAGCAAGAAGAAGGAGGUGAAGGAGCAACAGGGGACCCCAAAAAGGAGAAGAAGUCUUUAGAUUCAGAUGAGAGUGAUGAAGAUGAUGAUGAUUACCAGCAAAAGCGCAAGGGCGUGGAGGGGUUGAUAGACAUCGAGAAUCCCAACCGUGUCAUUCAGACAACCAAGAAAGUCACUCAGCUGGACCUGGAUGGACCUAAGGAGCUCUCCCGACGAGAGAGGGAGGAAAUAGAGAAACAAAAGGCAAAAGAAAGGUACAUGAAGAUGCACCUUGCUGGGAAGACAGAGCAGGCCAAGGCAGAUCUGGCCCGAUUAGCCAUCAUCCGGAAGCAAAGGGAAGAAGCUGCCAGAAAGAAAGAAGAAGAAAGAAAAGCAAAAGACGAAGCGGCCAUGGCAGGUAAAAGACUGCAGUCACUGUCCCUCAACAAGUAAGCACAGGACAUGCCAGAGGAGGAAACACCAGGGAACUGUGCCUGGUGCCUGCCAGGAACUCUGUCCUGUUGCAUCCCAUCCCUGCCACGUCGGGUGUACUGCCAAGUCACCUCCACCUCCAAGAGACACCGGCGACGUGUUUGUCUUCAUCCUGGCACAGAUUCCCAGUGGGGUUGGGGCAGCUGCUGCCCUGGGCACAGGGCUGUGCUGAGCAGCCACUCUCUGUAACAGUUUGGAAACCUGAAUGUUUUUUUGCUGUUUUUAGGGUUCAGAACUCCUAGGUGGGGGGAGGUGGGGUGGGAGGGGAGAUGCUUCACAUAUUAGAUUGCAAGAAAAUAGAUUGUGGGGUCGUUGUGGGGUGGGGCAUGGGGGCUGGGGGGGCUUUGACUUGCUAGUGAGAGCCCAAGGAUGCUGUAUCCCAGAAUCCUGUGGGAAUCCCAUCAUGUUUUGCUGCAGGGUGUUGCAGUAUAAUCUGGGAGCCUGACUUCAUGGACCUGUGAAGUGCUGUUCCUUCCCACUUUCAUCCCUCCUUUCUUGCAGCCAGUCUCCCCCUUUUCCCUCCUCUUCAUUUUUAUUUUGUUUUCCUUCUCCUCAUUAGGGAUAGUGCCAGUUUUUAAUCACAUCAUCCUUUGUUUAAAGGAAAAAAAACCCAACACAUUAAUUGUAUCAGACCCAGAUGGGAAAAAAAAAAAAAAAACAACAACUUGAUAAAGUUAAAAAACAAACAAACAAACAACCCAACAACAGAACUUGUAUAUCUGGCUGAUUAAAAUGUAAAUUAUCAUAA